AUACCAAACUUGUUAAACCCAUACACCAUCAUAAUUGGAGAUCUACAAGCCCUUUGAACACUUUUAGGGUUGCUGCAUAUGUCACAUCUUCAAGCUCUUUCAUGCCAACAAUAGAGGGGGCAGACUAGUGUACAAUGGUUUAGAGAUAAUGUGAGUUCAUUUUACUGGAAGUUAAUCAACUUACUUCAACAGGGCAAUAUUUUGCCAUAGUGCAAAUCUCAUUUCUCAAGAAAUGGAAGUAGUGACAGGUUUCGCUGCUAAUCUUCUAGCUAAAAUUGGAGAACAACUUAUUGUUAAGACUCGCCGUCACCUAGGAUAUGUGUUCUUCUAUAACAACUACGUUAGAAGUCUCGAGGAACAAGUGAAAAAGUUAGAGGUCAAAUCAAAAGGAAUGAUACUAGAUGUUGAAGAAGCCACUAGAAACGGAGAAAUUAUUGCACCACAGGUUGACGAGUGGUUUACGAACGUGGAAAUAGUAUUUGAAGAGUCUGCAAAAUUUCUUGAAAAAGUUAAAGAAAACAAGGAUAUCCUGAAAGGUUGGUUUCCAAACAUCAAAAGACGUUAUAUCUUAGGCAAGAAAGCAAGGAAGAAGACUGAGAAGGUUGCCAAGUUAACAACGGAAGUGUUUCCUAGGAUAUCCUACCCGGCACCUCCACUGGCAGUAGGAGACAGAUCUAUCAAAAAUUUUAGAAACUUUGAAUCUAGAAUACCUACCAUAAAUAAGUUGAUGAUGUGGUUAAAGGAUGAUAGCAAAAAUAUUAUAAGCUUAUGUGGUAUGGGAGGAUCAGGAAAGACCACAAUGGUGGAGGAAGUCGCGAGGCGUGUAAAUUGGGAGAAAUUGUUUGACGAGAUCAUUUUCACAGUGGUCUCAAAAGAUCAUGAUCUGAUGAAAGUUCAAGAAGGUAUAGCAAAAGGGUUGGGAUUAAGGUUCAAAAGUCAGAAUUUAGAAGGAAGGGCAGAUGAAUUAUGGAAGCGGCUACUCCAAAGCAAGAAGGGAAAUCUUGUGAUACUUGAUGAUGUGUGGAAAUAUAUUGAUUUGAAUGAUAUUGGAAUUCCUUUUGGAAAAGAAUAUAAUUGCAAAGUGCUUUUGACUUCGCGUAGCGAAGAAGCGUGCAAAGCAAUGGGGUGCAAUGAUAUUCUAGGACUUGACAUAUUAACACAAUCAGAAACUUGGAGUCUUUUGGGAGAGAUGGUUGGUGAAUCAAUACAUGAUCCAAGUCUGCAUGAAACUGCAUCUGAAAUUGCAAAAAAGUGUGGAGGUUUACCCAUUGCAAUAGUAUGCCUUGGUAGAGCACUGAAGGACAAAAGAAAAGAAGUGUGGAACGAUACGCUUCAAAAACUGCAGAGAUCUAUUGUACCAGAAAACAUGGAAGGCGUAAAGGAAGACGUUUAUAAGUCUCUACAAUUAAGUUAUGAUCUUUUAGAUGAUAAGGAAGCCAAGAAUGUCUUUAUUUUGUGUUGUCUGUACCCAGAAUAUGCAAAUGUCCCACUAGAAGCAUUGGUACGUUGUGGGAUCGGGUUGGAUUUCUUUAGAGGGGUCGACUUACUUAUAGGAGCAAGAGACAGGGUACAUGCACUCACUGAUAAACUUAAAAGUCGCUAUCUGUUGUUAAGUGGUGAUAGAAAAUCUACAGUGAAGGUACACAAUGUUGUGCGUGCGGUAGGAAUAUCGGUCGCCUCUACAUCAAAGCUAAACAUGGAACAAUUCAGUGCAAUGGUGAUACAUGAGGAUAGAUGGCCUAGAGGUAUAGCAUACAAAGAUUACAGUGCAGUUUCAGUUGUAUCAAAUGAACUAUCCGAGAUACCUUCACGCGGAUUGAAUUUUCAAAAACUUGAACUUUUACAACUCUCGUGUCCACAACUCUCUUUAGAGAAACUGAAUACCAUGUUUCAGGGAAUGAAUAUGUUAAGAGUUGUUGAAUUGUGGAACAUGGCUAUAUCAUCAUUCUCAUCAUUACUAAUUGCUUUGCCUAGAGACAUUUUCUCUUUGUGUAUGGACUGCAAAAUGGAACAUAUUGGAGAUAUUAGGCCAGAGGAGUUCAAGAAUCUUGAAAUACUGAGUUUAGGAAACUGUGACAUUAAAGAGGUGCCCAUGCAGAUGGGAAAAUUUGUUAAUUUGAAGCUACUAGACUUGAGCCGUUGUCACCGGCUUGAAAGGAUCGCACCUGGUGUCAUCUCAAGCUUGUCUCAACUAGAAGAACUUGACACAGGAUCAAAGUGGUGGGGAGAAGAAGAAGGUGAUGCAAGCCUCGCUGAAUUAGAGUCCUUGACUAACUUAAUAUAUUUAGGGAUCCGCAUUACAUCUUUAAAGAUCCUUCCUAAGAACUCUAUCUUUGCAAAACUACAAAGGUAUGUGAUUUCUGUGGGAGUUCAUAUCGAAAAAACACGUUCCUUCAAUAACAGGAUGCUUUUGCUGAAGCAUGAGAGUACAGAUACACAUUUAACUGGUGGCAUUGACAAGUUGUUAAGGAAGAACACAGAAAAGGUAUUCUUGUCUGGAGAUGGUAUGAAAACUGCUCUAAAGGAGCUAGUUCCAGGUGGUUUUCAGUUAGUGAAGAAUUUAACUGUUGAAUACUGUAACAGUGAAGGGAUGGAGUAUCUUUCUGAUUACAACUACUCAUCGAAUGGUGCCGGUGUCUUUAGUAAUCUGGAAAAACUGCGUAUGGAGAAAAUGUGGCUUUUAAAGGGUAUAUUACGUCACAAUGGCCAAGGGCUUCCAACUAAAUCAUUUUCACGGUUACGCAAGAUCCAUCUGUCAGUUUUACCCGAAAUAACCUAUCUGUUUACACAGUCAGUAGCAAAGAAUUUGGUGUUGUUGGAAAGCCUUCAUAUAGAAUACUGCACAAAUAUGAAACAAGUCAUUUUCAAUCCAUGGACAUCUACACUUGAAAGUACCACCGAAAAUAAGAUCCCGUUCCCAAAGUUAACCGAGUUAAUCCUCAACGAUGUUGUAAGUCUCAUUUGUUUUUCCCAGGGGGCCAACCUUCAGGUGGAGUUUCCUCAACUGAAAGUGUUGAAGCUUGAAUAUUUACAAAAUUUCUCUACCUUUUGUCCUGAAGAGGUCAAUUUGGCUUCAAAGACUAACUACAGAGGCGCGAAGUUUCAAUCUCUGGUCAACCACAAGGUUGAAUUUUCCAUCUUGGCUGAAUUGACAAUCACGAAUGUUGCCAAUCUGAAGGAAGUUUGGAGUGGUCACCUUCCAAAUCUAGUGCAUCUACAAGGACUUUAUAUUCAAUUCUGUCACAUGAUGGAAGAAGUUAUCUCAAUCCAAAGACCCUCUAUAACUACAAUAAAAGAAAGGAUUGUGUUCGUCAAACUAAAAGAAGUAAUCCUAUUUGGUUUGAACAGGCUCACUUAUUUCUGCAGAGGGGUUGAUCAUAUUGAGUUUACCCAACUAAGAGUUUUACGACUGCGUUGGCUUACACAUUUCAGAACUUUCUGUCAAGAAGAUACUACUGAUCACCCGUCUUCUGUCUUUGAUGACAAGGUCGCAUUUCCCAAUCUGGAGACACUUGAAGUGUCUGAACUCGAUAGUGUUGAAGAGUUAUGGUCCAGCCAACUUGCAACGACCCAAUUUGGUAAACUAAAAUCUCUUAGAGUUGAUAAAUGUCACAAGCUGGUCAACAUAUUUCCAUCGGAUUUGCAAACGCUAUUUCCAAGUCUAGAAAAGUUAGAAGUCGAAAAGUGUGAUUCACUUGAACAUGUGUGGGAUUCCAAAGGGGUACAAAUCAGAAACCUGAAAAGUGUUCAUGUUUAUGAGUGUCCAAAGUUGAAAAAUUUGUGCUCUUUUCACACAUUCAAAGGUCUUUCAAAUCUUCAGAUUCUGGAUAUAUGUAGAUGCAAGAUGAUGGAGGCAGUAGUUGCAGAUGACCACAAACAUGGAAAAAUAAAUGAAGUUCUUUCCCUCAAUCAAUUGGAAGAAGUGAAGCUUGCAUUUCUACCAAAUCUUAACUACUUCUCCCACACUAAAUGUGACAUGGAGCUACCAGAACUAACCCAAGUGGUUAUCAAGAGUUGUCCAGAUAUGUACACUUUCUCUGUAAGUUCAGUUAUCACACCAAACCUUAAGUCUGCAAUGGUUGAUGAUGUAGAGAGCUUGUUGGGUGACCUCAACAGUACCAUGCGGAAUAGAUCUUCGAUUUGGGAAUAUUAGCCUUCUCUACAUGGUAUAAUACAGGGCAGAAAAAUUAUGGACUUCCAUAGAAAAGAAAGAGGAUGGACCAAUAACAUAUGUUCUUCAAGAAAUUUGAACCAACACUGUACUGAAAACCGAAACAUAGAAGCUUCAAAAGGAUUGUUCAUGGAAUGUAAUAACAAUUUAUUUGCCUGGAUUUUCAUUUUAAAUACUGGAAUAAUUUAUUCUUGUCCUAUAUAUUUGAAAAAGAAUAACCAUGUUGCUUUCACCUAAAA
Molecule: messenger RNA, 4410 nt
Organism: Helianthus annuus (common sunflower)
Lineage: Eukaryota; Viridiplantae; Streptophyta; Magnoliopsida; Asterales; Asteraceae
Product: disease resistance protein At4g27190
Exons: 6
Coding region: 233-4153 (1306 amino acids)
Molecular function (GO): ADP binding
Source: RefSeq, a predicted model, not a curated record